Messenger RNA from Cyanistes caeruleus (blue tit), 6929 nucleotides. It is a transcript of the gene IL16, whose product is annotated as interleukin 16. Gene Ontology annotation, molecular function: CD4 receptor binding; cytokine activity. Lineage: Eukaryota; Metazoa; Chordata; Aves; Passeriformes; Paridae. Gene Ontology annotation, biological process: induction of positive chemotaxis; leukocyte chemotaxis. The record is from RefSeq and is a predicted model, not a curated record.
CAGUAGCGUAGGUUAUUAAGUGGGAGAAAGUGGGGUAUAUUACAACUUACUUUUAUAUUUCCUUUCCUGGAGGAUAUUUAGCACCACAGAAGCAGAGAAAAUUAUUGAAAGUAUCAUGCCACAUAAAUGGGAGAAUGAUAGAAAAAAGAGCAGCAGCUCUCUGAAGAUGGAUCAAAAGAACAGUACUGGGAACAGGAAGUCAAGAAAGUUUCGCUCCAUUUCAAGAUCGCUUAUACUCUGCAAUGCCAAAACCAGUGAUGAUGGGUCAAGUCCCGACGAGAAAUGCCCUGAUCCCUUUGAGAUCUCUACCAGCUGGGGUCAAGAGGAUUUUGACUGCUGUCCCAGAACACAGAUGCCAUGCACAUCAGAGGCAGAGGACAGCCCACCUGAUCCUCCACGUGUGGUCACCAGCAUUCUCCAGUCCAAAGCUGCAGCAAAUGAGAACUGCAACAACACGAGAAGAAAGUUCCUCACCAAGGACAGCUGCAUCUGCAGGCUGUGUUCAACGCCAGGGAAUAGCAGCUCAGGAAUCAAGCUCUCUAGGAGUCCAAGAUGUGCAUCUUUCUGGAAAGGGUUAACAGGCAGCCACGUUCCUGCUGAAGGCCCAGCAAACAGGGAUGGUUGCCUGAGCCCAAGGGAUGAACUGUUAACACUAAAUGUACAAUCACUGAAAGACAUGUCCAGAAAGGAGGCUGAGUCUCUCAUUCCCCCAACAACACGGCUGGUGAACAUCAUGAUGGCUCACAAAGAAACACUAACACAAAAGGAAAGGCCUUUGGAAACACAGAAUGGUUUUCUGCACGGUAAGGCUGCAUGUCAGCGGACUCGCAGUAACUCCACCAGUGUGAGCCCGUUCUGGGCCGGGGAUGGGGAGGCCGCAGCGCCCCUCAGGGACCGACAGCCCCUCAGGGACCGACAGCCCCACACCCUCCAGGCCAGCCGAAAGUCACUGUCCCAGCAGCUGGACUGCCCAGCAGGGAGAGCCCCGGCAAUUUCAAGGCCAUCUAGAUCCCUAAGUACAGCACAACUAGUGCACACAUCCUGUGGCUCACAGGCUUCAGUAAUCUCAAACAUUGUAUUGAUGAAAGGACAAGGGAAGGGUUUGGGCUUCAGUAUCGUUGGUGGUAAAGACAGCAUUUAUGGACCAAUAGGGAUCUACGUAAAAACCAUCUUUCCUGGUGGAGCUGCUGCUGCUGAUGGAAGGCUACAAGAAGGUGAUGAAAUCCUGGAAUUGAAUGGAGAAUCCAUGCAUGGAUUAACACAUUAUGAUGCUUUACAGAAGUUCAAGGCUAAAAAGGGUCUUCUGACACUUACAGUCAGGACAAGCUUCAGCACACCUCAUUCUGCUUCCAGCUGUCAGUCACCCCUCUUGUGUCAGUCACUGGGCUCCAGCACAUGCAUAACCAAGGAAAACAGCUCUUUCAGCUCAGAAAAUGCAGCAUUCUCAUUAAAUCCUACAAAGCCCAAUGACAGGGUCAUAAUGGAAGUUACCCUAAACAAAGAGCCAGGUGUUGGCCUUGGAAUUGGGUUAUGCAGCAUCCCUUACUUCCAGUGUAUUUCAGGGAUCUUUAUUCACACCCUCUCACCAGGCUCAGUGGCACAUAUGGAUGGGAGACUCAGGUGCGGAGAUGAAAUUCUUGAAAUUAACGAAACUUCAGUACAAAAUACAACCCUUAAUGAAGUUUAUGCUGUGCUAAGCCACUGUGAUCCUGGUGCAGUACAAAUCAUUAUUAGCAGACACCCUGAACCACAGGUGUCUGAGCAACAGCUAAAAGAAGCUGUUGCACAAGCUGUGGAAAGCAACAGAUUUGGAAAGGAGAGACACCAAUGGAGUACUGAAGGUGUUAAGAGGCUGGACACAAGCUGGCACGGGAGGCACCCCUGUGAGAAGCACAUGGACAGGAGCGCGGGUUACUGCAGCCGCAGGGCAGAGCGGCUCAUGACCCGCUCCAGCAGCGACAGCAGCUACAACCCCCGGGCCUCAUGUGCCACUGCUGCUGUGCACCAGCUCACGGACUUGAAAGCGAGAGUACACAGUGUAGAUGUACCAAUCACACGGCAGCCUGGGCUGCUGUACUCAUUCUCUGCCAAUAAUUCAGGGAGAAAUUCCCCUCCAACCUGUAGCGAAAGCAGUCGAGCCUUGCAAAGUACUAAGAAGUCAUCAGAGAUCCUCGUUAGAAAACCUAAGUCAUCGAAGCCCAAACCUCCACCAAGGAAAUACUUCAAGCAGGACUGCACGUGUGAUGACCAGGGUAAUGCAGACAAAAAAGAAAAGCUUGUAUCACAAGUGGCUGCAUCACCUUCUGCAAGGGUUCAGCAGGAAGUUGGAGAACCAGUGCUAGAGGAACAUCAAACUGAUGUAACUCACGGUGUCUUCACCACUUCUCCUACAGCAUAUGAUAAGGAACCCUCAACUGCUGCUCCAGUGGGCAGAGAUCACGAAAGAAAAGAAAAAUUAGGGACUCCACUUUCAGCAGUACAAAGACCUGUACUUAAAAGACAAGCACGGGUAGAUUAUAGUCUUGAUACAACAGAAGACCCCUGGGUUAAAAUUUCUGACUGCAUAAAAAGCUUAUUUAAUCCUACCAUGAGUGAAAACAACGUCCACUUGGAUUUACAACCUGGCAAAGACAAAAAAAAAGAGAAUCAAAAUCGAAGCAGCACAGAGACAGUUCUGAAGAAAUCAGAAUCAGAAUUAGCUGGUUCCAAAGUUCUAAAAUCAGAUGAAAAUGACACUGUGAAAAAGGGUCCUCCUGUUGCACCUAAGCCCACCUGGUUCCGCCAAAGUCUGAAAGGACUGAGGAAAGCAAAUUCAGAUCUAAAACCACAGGCAGAUCAAAGUCCUCCCAACCAUGACAGUAUUUCCAGCAAAAAACUGCCAUCCAACUUAUCGCGUGUGUCUCCUGGGGGAUCAUCAAUAAAACAAAGAAUAAGCUCAUUUGAAUCCUUGAAUGCUCCACAGUCACCUGAAAAAGCCCCCCGAAGGUUGAGCCUAAAACCAUCGGUGCAGAAAGAACCUUCUCCCACUGCAGCAGGGGCAGAGGCAGCUCCAGUGUGUUCAAAUCAACCCUUCCUCCACCAUUGUGAAAACAGCCACCAACAGCCACCUGUGCCUGUGGCUACAAAGAGCCUGGAUAGAGCUUCCUCUCGCAGGGAGGGUAUUGCAGCCAGCUCAGAGAAAAGCAGCAAUGCCAGCACUGAAAAUUCAUCAAGCCUCUUAACUCCAGGAGCCACUGCAAACUCCCAUCUUGUGUCGGUAGCAAAAGCACACAGCCUAAGGUCACGAAGCUUCCCUCUUUCUGCAGCCCAGGCUUGUGAGAUAAUGAAGCCGUGUGAUGAGAAGUGUAACAAAAUCUAUUCCAUCAGCAGCCAGGUGUCAUCUGCUUUAAUGAAAUCAUUGCUUUGCCUUCCUCAGUCCCAAGCCUCUUCUGGAAACAGUGCAUGGGAAACUCUGGACACAGUGUCUCAGUCCUCCAUGGAGGAGGAUGGGGCUUCCAUCUCACCUGCAAGUGAGAAUCAUCACCUGGACACUGGGUUUUCCCUAAACCUCUCAGAGCUGAGAGAAUACACAGUGAGCCUUGCAGACAAAGGGAAGGAGGAAGACAAACAGCAACAGGGCUCACCUCAAGCAUCCGGUGUGUCAGGGCAGUCAGUCAUCUCUCUGCUUUCCCCUGAGGAGCUGGCAAAGCUUAUAGAGGAAGUCAAAGCUCUAGAUGAAGAAACCUUAAAGGAAUUUGAUGACAUUCAUGUUACAGUUUUGCAUAAAGAAGAAGAUACUGGGCUUGGAUUCAGCCUGGCAGGAGGCAUUGAUCUAGAAAACAAAGUGGUAACAGUUCACAAAGUAUUUCCCAAUGGACUGGCCUGUCAGGAAGGAACUAUUCAGAAAGGAGAUGAAGUACUCUCCAUUAAUGGGAAGUCUCUGAAAGGUGCAACUCACAGUGAUGCCUCAGCAAUCAUGCGACAGGCCCGGCAACCCAGACAAGCUGUGGUUGUCACCAGAAAAUCCAAAGAUGGAGAAAAAAAUCUCAAUGUUUCAAUCAGUUCUAGUACAUCAUCAGUAGCAAGCAAUGCCUCACAAGAGUCUGCCACUGGAGAUACAAUCUGCACUGUAACUCUAGAAAAAACAUCUGCAGGUUUAGGAUUCAGUCUGGAAGGAGGCAAAGGCUCUAUUCAGGGAGAUAAACCCAUCAUGAUCAACAGGAUAUUUAAAGGGACUGCACUGGAACAGAGCAGCCCUGUUCAGCCUGGUGAUGAGCUCCUACAAGUGCACACAAGUGCCAUGCAAGGACUCACUCGUUUCGAGGCAUGGAAUGUAAUCAAGGCAUUACCUGAUGGGCCCAUCACAGCCAUCAUCAAGAGGAAGAAUCGUAGCUCUGUUACCAGCAAGUCAUCUGAAACUUUGUAAGAGGAGGGAUUAGACUACUGCCAAUAUUCAAACAAAGGAUUUUAUUACUUGCAGACACUUGGCUGGUACAGUAAUAUACUCAGAAAGUACCCAUGAGGAGUACACUGGAACUUACUGCCAGUUACAGAGAAAACUGUCUGGGAUUAACUAAAAAUAUUCUUAUUUCAGUCUUCUGAAACAGAUGUUACAAAGCAUAUAAUUAUAAAAUAAUGACUUUGUUAAUACUAUACUGGUUGUAAUAAAAUACAUGACAGCUAUAGUACUCUCCUAUUUAAAGUUAUUAACUUAACAAGUAUCAGAAGCAGAUCCUGUGCUAAAUUUUCAGUGCUACUCUCCAAGUCCUGUUCUCUCCCUUAUCUUCCCAGCAACAAGAAACGUGUCUACGAGCCUAUAACUAAACAUUGCCUUUAGAGAAUGGGUAGGGCAGAGAAAGGGGCUGCAGUUUUGUGUGUCAAAACAUUCCCUAGAAAAUUCCAGCUUUCCUGUUAAAAACACAGAACACUCAGGAAAGCCAAAACCUGUAAAAGUUACUUUCUACUGGCAGCUGACAGAGCCAUCUCAACUGCAGCAGGCAAACACAGGGUGGAAGAGAGUUCUCAUGGUACUGCAACGGGAAGGCAGGAAGCUGAGGGUAACGUAGUGGAACUUUUCCUAACCCUUCUCUGGCCAGAGGUCUCAAGAGGACUACAGCAAGAGAAUAACAAGGCUGCUCAGAACAAAAAUCUUACCUUCUAACAACACUUUUUGUUUCAAACAUCUGUGUUAACUUUGCCAGGCAAAGUACCAGCAGGACUAAUUGUGCAUCUAAGUACUUCUGAACUGUUUAUUCUGGAAAGGCUAAAUAAGUUGGAGACAAAUCUAUGCUUCAAACACUGCCUCCUAUAUGCACUGUAUGGAAUUCUACCAGCAGCACAAGCAACUGUGGCAAAAUGAUCUCAUAUACCCACUUGGUCUUUGACCUGCUUCAUUAAAGAGAGAGAUGCAAGGGCAGGAUGGCUCUCUAGCUGAGAGCCAGAUGGCUGGCCUGGUUAUUGUCCUUGGCUCUUCACCUUCCCAGAGAUGGGAAUUUUCUGUCCCUCCUUCAGUUACCUAAUUUCACCAGGAAGAAAUGAAGGAGCUCAGGAGCUGUUUUCCAUACAUCCAACACAAUGCCUCAAAAACAGCAAUUAAGAGAAAAGGAAGGAUAAUAGGCAGGAGAAGAUAUUAAUUAAAUCCAGGCAUUGAACUUGCUGUGGCCUUUUCUUGCAAGAAAACUGUAAAUUAAUCCUUGAAAGAACAUUCUUGACAAGCCAUCUGUCCCCGCACUUCCUCAGCUGAGCUCUCUUUCCCAAAAAAUAACCUCUAUCUCAAAACAAAAAUUUUAUUAGUUGGGUAUCAAUAAGAGAAAUAUGUGAGAAAAUCUUCCUAUACUUUUUUGAACUGGUACCUACAUAAAAAACUUUGCCAAAACAUUUCCAACUCAAAUUUGGCAGGGCAGAAGGCUGAAUGUAGGCUCUUAAUUCCUGGCUAGAAGGUGUUGUGCACUCAGAAAAGGUGAUCUUAAGUUAUUCCAGUGAAGUGUCUUAUCACCUUCAUUGCUCAAAGCAAUAAAAAAAAUUAUGAAUAGCUAAUAAGAAGACACAUUAUCUCCAAAAAUAAUUUGCAUUAUUUGCAGAAAUAAUGAGUGGCAACCUCAGCUGUGCUUCUUGAACUUUCUGCUAAUUAAAUUCAUGAUAAUACUGACAGGACUUGCCAAGAUAUUAGAAUGCAUGCCUAACAACCUCAGUACAUUUACAAAAAUAUGUAUAAGCCUCCGUAGUAUCAAGGCCCGCAUCUCUUCUCAGUGAACUUGUUAUUCUUCCUAAGUAUAGACAGCAGCAACUGGAAGUAAAUACCAAACAAGGGCAAAAAACCUUGAGGGUGAGUGUUCUCACCAAAACACCUCUUCCUUAGGCAGUGGACAUCAUCAGGGAAGGCUUUUUCCCUCUCUUUGCUUUAAAUUCAGAGAAAUGCUGGAGCUCUAAGCAGCUCUUUGUCUUCCCUGAUGGCGGAACAGGUGUACGAGGAACCAUUUCAAAGGAUGAUUCAGGAAAAACAGUAAGAUAUAGCACACAAAAUAUUUAUUUCACCACACUCACACAAGUUUUUACAUCUUUGUAUACAAAGGAGACUGGACUAAAAACUGUUCCCUUGAAAAACUGGUCCAUAGGAUGAGGUUUACAGUGGGAAAUUUAUUGUGCAAGUCCAUGCCCUAUACCAAAGAUAAAAAAAUACAGGGACAGAAAGCAGAGCAUAUUAACCUUGUUAAAUAAUCGAGUCACCACAGUAAAAGCACAACCUUAAUUUAACUUCCUCACUCAAAAACUAUUUUUACUUUUGUAAUCAUAUGCAAUCCAUAGUAAUGGUAACAUUCCUGCAGCAACCAGCACCAUAGAUAUCUCUUCAAAUGGACACACCUUGGCACACAGUCAGGUGCUGAUUUCCCAAUGUAAUGUUGGGAGGCAAACCAGUCUAAGAAAAAAGCAACCUCCUUAUGGCCUGUCAA